AUGUACGCUCCGCGGAAACGACUUUGUCGUCAUGGUGGCCCCUCAACUGUUGCUGGUGACGCCGCCUCAACGUCGGUUGUUCCUUAUGUUCAGAUUGCUCAUGCUACUCGUCGUGGUCGACGGCCUGGGCGGAUGAGGCUUCCAUUCUUCCUGAGACCGACCCUGAUUGUGGUGCCUUUUUUUUGGUUUUCUGAAAGGAGUAUGAAAUUAUCUACGCGUAAUCAUCCAAGGUAUAGUCGUUGUUGCAGGUCUGGUGAAGUUAUCCUAUCCUAUCCCUCUACGUUUCCAUCUGAAUACAUGGCGCUUUUUCGUAAUAACAGCUUCAUGAGGAACAUUAGGGCUUAUAAUAGUAUGUUCUCUAUGACAUCUUUUGGCGCUACUGUAGAUGAUGAAGUGAACCAUGGUCGUGGUCCCUAUGUUUUUAAGAAAAAUCUUCUGGAUGAGGGCGUCAUUAGGUUUCUGGUGUCCUUUCUCAGUGAGAAUAACGAAUAUGUACAGACGUUUAAGACUGCAAAACAGUUUGUGGAUGAGAUGAACAUCCCAUCAUAUUCAGUUCGUCUGUUUAAUGACAUUGUUGAUCGUAGGUAUGAUUUACCUACACCUGGAUCUUUAGGUUGUAUUGUUACAGGUGACACGGCUGAUGGUGAUCGUUACGACAUUGUCAUUCAUUCCAGUACAGGUCGUCCUCAGCAUAUUAGUAAUCUACACCCUACUUAUAUGCCUCUGCAUUACCCGCUUUUGUUUCCAUACGGUGAGCCCGGAUGGUGUCCGACCAUGAAGUUAGGAAACAGAACUAAUGAUGGGGCUAAAAACCUCACGGUAAAUAUGUAUUAUGCAUACCACCUUCACGAGCGUCAGUACAUAUGGUCUGCUAUUCUUAAUUCUUCCAGAUUGUUUCAGCAGUAUUUAGUCGAUGCGUUUACAUGUAUCGAGGAUAGUCGUCUCCCAUUUUAUGCAACACAUCAGGAAACCCUUCAUUCCGAAUAUGUUGGAGGCCUUUAUGAUGCAUUAUCGAAAGGUGAUAGGGAGUCUCGAGCAGUUGGAAAACGGGUAUUCCUACCAGCAUCUUUUACUGGUGGUCCACGUUAUAUGUAUAGCCACUAUCAAGAUGCUUUAGCGAUCUGUAGGGUACACGGAAAUCCACAGUAUUUCAUUACAUUUACAUGCAAUGUCAAAUGGCCGGAGAUUACACAGUAUAUGGACAUGCAUGAUCAGAGAGACCCGCAAAGCAGAGCAUAUAUCAUUGCUAGAGUAUUUCAAGCUGAAACAGAACUGCCAGAUCCAUUACUAGAGCCUCAACUAUAUGCAACUACAACAACGUUCAUGAUCCAUGAAGGUUACGUUCGCUACAAACACGGACCAGAUGCCCAACACACAAAAUCAUGUGGAAUCAUUAUCCACAAUGGAUAUGUUGUGCCAUAUAACAAGAAACUUUGUUCGAGAUUUGAAGCUCAUAUAAAUGUAGAAUACUGUGGGUGGAACAUGAUGAUUAAAUACCUUUUUAAGUAUAUCUCAAAGGGAACAGAUCGUGUCAGAUAUAUCAUUCAAAAGGAUGUAGGUGUCAAUGAUGCUGGACCAAGCAACAUUGUAAACGAACAACUGGAUGUCAUAUGUCAAGAAAAGCAACGCAUCGAUGAGAUAAAAACAUAUUUGGAUGGUAGAUAUAUUUGUCCACAUGAAGCAGCAUGGCGAAUAUUUGAUUUCCCUAUACAUCACCGAAAUCCAGCGGUUCAAGACCCGACAGGUCAUCAGCACACAUAUAUUGAGUAUCCAAAAUACUACAAAUGGGAUGGCCCUUCCAAAUCGUGGGAUAGGAGAGCAGCUGUUUCAUCUAACAUGGUUUGUGGUCUUGUAUUUGUGCAUCCAUCAUCCGGUGAAUUGGUCUACUUGCGAUCUGCAUGUAAUGCGCUUGGAAUCAUAGGGGAUGACAUUGAGUGGCUUGUUGCGUUCAAUGAUGCUUUUACAUGGGCAACACCAUUCCAGCUCCGUCUUCUUUUUUGUAGUUUGUUAUUAUUCUGUGAAGUUACAGAUCCAAACCUUUUGUGGCAAAAGGCUUAUGAAAAAAUGUCAGACGACUACAUUUAUAUAUUAAAAUCAACAUUACCUGAUAAGGCUUUCUCUGCAACAGACGAUGUAGUUCGUCAGCAAUUACUUCAUGAUCUAGAAGACACGCUCUGUUCUUCUAUUCCAGCAAGAUCACUUACUCAUUUCAAUUUGCCCAUGCCAUCACCUGUUAUGCAUACAAUUCUCCAAAAUCAACUACUCCUGGAAGAGAUGACUUAUAACAAAAGGGUUUUGGCAGAUCAGCAUGCACAAUUGCUUCCACAACUAAAUACGCAGCAGAGGCAAUCUAUGGAAAUGUUGUUUCCUGUAUAG
This is a messenger RNA of Lactuca saligna, 2376 nucleotides long. The record is from the annotation of a GenBank genome assembly. NCBI's taxonomy places the organism in Eukaryota, Viridiplantae, Streptophyta, Magnoliopsida, Asterales, Asteraceae.